Molecule: messenger RNA, 1391 nt
Organism: Doryrhamphus excisus (bluestripe pipefish)
Lineage: Eukaryota; Metazoa; Chordata; Actinopteri; Syngnathiformes; Syngnathidae
Source: RefSeq, a predicted model, not a curated record
GUCAAUCUGCCAAAUCGGCAGCACGAGCACAAUGGAGACGGAACAACGCCGGCAUUUAUUUUCUUACUCCGAUCACAAGUUGACAACUGAAGUUUUACCUGCAGAUGUGAGGAAGGUAAUCGUUGGUGAAGACCAGCAGCAGGAGUGGAGCCCCGGGGUGGAGCAGGAGGAGCCCCAGCCCCCCCACAUGAACCAGGAAGAGGCUGACGUCAGAGAUCUCCGCGUGAAGAGUGAAGAAGAUGACGAGGAGCAAGGUGUGUGGUCACAGCUUCAUCCCGGUGAAGAGAAAAGCGAGGAGGAGCAGGAGGGGACGCUAAGACGCCGCGGCGCUCGAGCGUUAGAGGAUGCUCCUGUGGGAGGAAAACCUUUUUCCUGCUCACUUUGUGGCAAAAGCUUCUCUCGCAAAGGACACCUGAUAACUCACACAAGAACGCACUCUGGAGAGAAAACCUUUACUUGCGCCGUCUGCGGCAGAAACUUCUCCGAUAAAAGCAACAUGAUGACGCAUACGAGGACGCACUCUGAGGAAAAACCUUUCACUUGCUCUGUUUGCGGCAAAGGAUUCUCGGUCAAAAGAUAUUUGGUGUCCCACAUGAGGACGCACACGGGAGAGAAACCUUAUUCCUGCUCGGUGUGCAACGCAGAUUUUAGCUACCGCAUGUCGUUGGUGCUGCACAUGAGAACGCACACCGGAGAGAAACCUUUCUCUUGCUCGGUUUGUGCAAAACGUUUCUGCCAGAAGGGACAGCUAAGAGCGCACAUGAGGACGCACACGGGAGAGAAACCCUUUUCUUGCUCGCUCUGCGGUGAGCUGUUCUCUCAGAAAGGACACAUGAUGUCCCACGCCAGGACACACUCGGGAGAAAAACCCUUUUCUUGCUCCUUUUGUGGGAAGGCUUUCUCUGAUAAGAGAAACAUGACGAUACACAUGAGAAGACACGCCGAUGAGAAGUGUGUGAUGGAGGUCGAUAACAUUUGACUUUUAUUGACAGCAACAUGAUGCUGACAGCAGAGAUCAUCGGGAAACAACUUCACCAACGUCAACGUCACACAUCUUCAUCUAUCCAGUAGAUUUCCCCCGAAGCACUUCAUGUCGUUUGAUCCUUAAUAAAGUCCUUAAAAUCUGACAAAUGAACACAUCCACAUUUUUUGUAUUCUUUUGUUAGCUUAUUUAUAUUUUUACAUUGGAAAAUGCUACUAAGUUGUAUCCAACCUCACACAUCAAUCCUAAACCUGCCCCUAUUCACAGCAACUGCGAUUUAUUUCUGUAAAAAGAACACUGCCUGUACGCCGGGCCCCUUUUAUUUUGAAAAGUGGGCGGCGCUGCUAGGCUUCAUCCCGAAGGAUUUGCUUCAGGAACUAACGUGACGAUAUCCUAGUCUUGUUUCAAA